AUACAAUCAGUAGGGAAAAGCGGCCCUUCAUUCGUUUCACCCCAUUUGUUUUUCCACUUGUUUUUCCACUUCACAAAGGAACAAACCCACGCACGCGCUUCUUCCCCUUUCUACCACUCACCCGUGCGCAUAACAUACAAAUGGCGCCUCACCAGAGGUUGUUUUUCCCCCUCCUACUGCUUCUCUUUGCUGCUCUCCACCGCUUGUGCAUCCCGCUCUGCUCAUGCGAAGCCCCCAAGGGAGCCACCUCCCCCACACGUGGCAGCUCAAGCGACACCAGUCAACAUGCUCAAAAGACGCAACUAAUAAACUCCCUAAAAAAGAGGACCAACCAAAUUAGAAAAAUGUAUAACGCAUUAAACGAGAAAAGGGCAAACCUCCCUCUUUACCUGUUUGCGAACGACCACGAGGAGGAAAAAAGAAAACUCCUGAAGGACCUCUUCUUGAGGGGGCAUUUGGACUUCCUGCAGGGCCUCAACACCCCUUUGUCGAAAUACUACCUGUCCAUGCGCAGCGAGCGCAGGGCGCACCGCACGCAAGUCGAAGCCAAAAUACGCAACGAACGGGACCUCAUCAACGGCCUAAGCGUGGAAAAUAAAAAAAGACACGUCGAGGAAAAGCUCCGGGAGUAUCGAUUUUUAAAGGCCAACCUUCUCCAGCUGUACUCGACCAUAGAGAAGCGCUUCAAAUCUGUUGACUCGUUAAUGGCCCGCUUGGACGCGAACCCGAAAAAUUAAAAAAAAAGUGUCGCAUUACGCUAAAGGAUUCUACCCCCAGUGAGAGGUAAACUGUUUAAGCGCAUUUCCUCAGCAGGUGUAAAGGCAGCGCAAAUGAGCACUUCACCGUUCAAACUGUUUGGGAGAAUUCCCCCUCGAUCAAUGAGGGGCUGUUAGGUUGGCCCUCCGAGCGGACGCCUGCCAAUGCAGUGCCAGCAUUCCCAAAUUGUGUUUCUCCUCCUGAGGAGGGUUAAAUGCAUACACAUUGUUUUGCCCC
Plasmodium vivax (malaria parasite P. vivax) is the source of this 993-nucleotide messenger RNA. RefSeq lists its product as hypothetical. Bases 141 to 737 code for a protein of 198 amino acids. The record is from RefSeq and is a predicted model, not a curated record. The transcript is spliced from 4 exons. Lineage: Eukaryota; Apicomplexa; Aconoidasida; Haemosporida; Plasmodiidae.